Molecule: messenger RNA, 5736 nt
Organism: Aspergillus ibericus CBS 121593
Lineage: Eukaryota; Fungi; Ascomycota; Eurotiomycetes; Eurotiales; Aspergillaceae
Exons: 4
Coding region: 1-5736 (1911 amino acids)
Biological process (GO): phosphatidylinositol phosphate biosynthetic process; endosome organization; Golgi organization
Cellular component (GO): endosome; trans-Golgi network; lysosomal membrane
Molecular function (GO): ATP binding; ATP-dependent chromatin remodeler activity; 1-phosphatidylinositol 4-kinase activity
Source: RefSeq, a predicted model, not a curated record
AUGCCUAAAAGUAAUCGACCAGCGACCUCGGGCUAUGCCCGCUUGGCUCAGGAGGAGGAAGAUCGCGCACAGGAAUACGAUUAUUCCGACGAUGAUGACCUACACGACCCCAGCACCAUCUCCCAGUCCGCCCCCCGAUAUGCCCCCAUUUCCUCCCGAGCCCAGAUGCAGGCCGCCGGCCUGUCUUCGCCACCCGAACACCGACGACGACUGAGUGGACACUAUCGCCGAGGACGGAGGAACUCUGGGGUAGAUAUCAAGGCCAUCAAUGCCCGCCUGGAGCGGUGGGCGGAGGAAAUCGCCUCCAAGUUCAAGAUCAACCGCGUCAAGGGCAAGACCUUCGAGGAGGAGAAAUUGGAGAUCUACCACUCUGUCUUUCAAGCCCCCGAUGGUGUUCGGCCCAUCUCGGCGGAGGCUCUCGAGUCUGAGGAGAUUGAGGGGGCUGCGCGGAGGGCCCGCGACGAGUUCGAGGAAGUCGUGGAGAGUGUCCGGGUCGCCAUUGAGAUGGGAGUUCAUCCCCGGAUGAUCUCCCAAGGUAGCUCUGGUAGUUACUUCGCGCGCAAUACCGAGGGUAAAGUGGUUGGAGUGUUCAAGCCCAAGGACGAGGAACCCUACGCGUCCCGCAACCCCAAGUGGACUAAAUGGAUCCAUCGCAACCUGUUCCCCUGCUUCUUCGGACGGGCGUGUUUGAUUCCCAACUUGUCCUACGUCUCGGAAGCAGCCGCAUAUGUUCUCGACUCGCGCCUACGCACGGAUCUCGUUCCCUACACCGACAUUGUCUGGCUGUCCUCGAAAUCAUUCUUCUACGAUUUCUGGGACCGCAGGAAAGCUUGGAUGGGCAAGAGGCCGCUUCCGCCCAAGGCGGGUAGCUUCCAGGUCUUCCUGAAGGGCUACAAGGAUGCGAACCUGUUCCUGCGCGACCAUCCUUGGCCAGACCAGACCAAUUCUGGGUUCCGAGCUGAGGAUGCCCCGAAGCGCAAGAAGCGGCCGUGGAGCGAAGCCUGUCGUCCCUCGGGCGUCCAUUCGGAUGACGAAGACGAAGAAGAAUAUGAGAAUGGCCAAGCGCGCACGCCAUCGCCCCGCGAGGAGAGCCGAGAGCGGCGGUUCUAUUGGACGGAGGCCUUGAAACAGUCGUUCAGAGAAGAACUGGAAAAGCUUGUAAUCCUCGACUACAUCAUGCGGAAUACGGACCGUGGUUUGGAUAAUUGGAUGAUCAAGAUUGAUUGGAAGACGGAGGAAGUGUCCAUCGUGGCGGAGCCCCCCAAGCCCAACGGGCUGCAACCGCAGGAAGAAGACGACGAUAUGCCUCCUGCUCGCCCCGUUUCGGUCAACUCGGAUGGCACGCCUACAGCCCCCCAUCCUUAUCGACGACGAGAGGCGAUGGUGGCCGUCAGUCGCACCGGAACCCCACUGAAUUCAACCGAGCCCCAGGCGACUAUUCAGAUUGGCGCGAUUGACAAUAGUUUAUCGUGGCCAUGGAAGCACCCUGAUGCUUGGCGAAGCUUCCCCUUUGGUUGGCUGUUCCUCCCUGUCUCUUUAAUCGGCCAGCCGUUUUCGCAGAAAACUCGCGACCAUUUCCUGCCACUCCUGACGUCAACGGCCUGGUGGAGCGGAACUCAAAUGGCGCUCCGGCGGGUCUUCUCCCAGGAUUCCGACUUCAAGGAGAGCAUGUUUGCCCGGCAGAUUGCGGUGAUGAAGGGGCAGGCCUGGAACGUAGUCGAGACGCUGAAGCACCCCGACCAUGGCCCGCUCGAACUGACGCGACGGACGCGCGUGUGCGUUUGGGACGACCUGGUGGAUGUUCCGGUCGCGAUCCCUCUCCGCGGGCCGUCGACGGAUGCGCAGAAACGAAAGGUCAAGAGCUACGAACAUUACGAUAAGCAUGGCCGUUACGACCCAGACAACGAGGAGAUGGACAUUGGCGCUGCCAUGUCAUUGGGCACUGGCCCCGAUGUUGAUCUGCUGGGGCUGGGAUCUUCCCCGAACGAGCUGCCCAACCCGAAUCGAUUCGAGCUUUCACGCGGCCGCGGAUCCACGUCGGGACACGCGCGGGCUCAGUCCGGCAGCCCGGCGACCAUGGGCGACUACCGAUUUGGCCGCGACAGCAUUGACGAGAUGAGCCACGGACGAGGCAUGGACCGAAGCUGGGCGACGCUUCCGCCCCGCCCGAGCCGGCAUCAGAAGCACAGCUCGGUGUCGAGCUCGCGUGGACAAGCGCAUCUGAUCUUCAGCAGUGACGACCUGGAAGGCGAUCUCGGAUACGCGGCGGCAGAGGGGAUGGAAGGCAACCAGCGCAAGGUCAUUGUCGAGCGACUCGAAGCCGUGAAGAGCAAGAACCCGAAGGACUUGAACACUGGUACUACUUCCCCGGACCCCACCCCGGAUAAUUCGAGAUGCUCUUUUUUCCCCGCCUCCCUGCGUUGUCCCUCCCCUCCUGAUGACCCCACCGGAUCCGACCCGGAGGACUCACGUUGUGCAGGAACCGCGGUACAGGAACCGUCCACGCCCCAGCGCGGCGCGGCUGCGUCGGGGCCCGGGAGGAGUCUGCUGAGCCCGCGUCGCGAGCAGAGGGGCGGUCUGAAGUCGCCGUCGAGAUCGCUGUCCCGGUCUACGAGGUCGUCGACGGCGAGGGAUACGGCGAGUGAGUCGCCACGGCAGGAGACGAGUGCGGAGCCUGUGGUGGAGGUGGAGUUUGCUAGUGCGAGGGUGGAUGAGGGGCAAAGGAGUGAUGGGAAGCGGGGCUCGGAGCAGAUGGAUGAUGCGCGCCAUCGGAGCUUGAUUGAAAGUAUGUAUGGGGUGAAAGAGCGCAUGCAUCAACCGUAUAAGAGGAUGAAGGUGGAGGAUGAGGCGCAACGGUCUAAGGCGAGGAGGUUUCCCGUCGCGGGAAGUACCGGGCUGGGGGACUGGGUGAAGGAAUCGCGUUCUCAGUCGGGUUCACCCGCCGUGGUGCCGGAUGUUGUCGAUCUGACUACUGAUGUUUCGGCGGCAGCUACUGAUGACGAUGAUGUGCAGGUCACCGGGUCGAAUAACCUCAGUUUGCAGAGGGUGUGUUACGGGAAGAUUGAGAAUGCUACGAUCCAGGCGCAAUUGGUUCCCAAGCCUUCGUCGCAGACCAUCUUUGGUGAUCCUACGCAUGACUGGCCUUCGAUCAAACUCGGGGUGCAUCGAGAGGCAGGGCACAAUAACCGAAUCGAGGUUUCGGAUCCCUACGGGAAGAUCUUUGGACUUGUCGAUGCGAAGACGGCGUCGGUGAUUGUUCCGCUGCUCGACUCGCCGGCUUUGAAGGUUAACAUUACGGCUCGGUUGGAUGUUCGAAGAAGGAAAGAAGACGAGUGGCCGUGGGCACCGUGCUCCAAUGUUUAUCGAGCGUCCGUCAAUCUGUAUGGCCUGAGAAAGGAUGCGGUGGCGGUGGGAAAGCAUCUCGGUCAACAUAAUGUCUGGCUGGGAACGCCAUUCUCGGUGGAGCAGGGCGUGCCCGUGUGCAACCCGCACGCUGACAGGCGCCGGGCCCCAGCAGCUUUGGCGCCGCCGGGGACAAGGAAUAGGGUGGGAGUCAACUAUGAAGUGCGAACCGCCGAAGAAGUGAACGACGCGGUGAUGAAGAUGUUCGAUCAGCUUCAGAGCGCUGACAACCUGCCCGAGAUGGAUCCCCCGCCGUCUCUGGUUACGCCAUUGCUGCGCCAUCAGAAGCAGGCGCUGUGGUUCAUGACGGAGAAGGAGAAGCCGCGCAAGUUUGGGCCCAAGGAGGCGGACAACAACUCGCUCUGGCGGGUGGAUUGUCGUCCGAAUGGCAAGGUCCGGUACCGCGAGAUCAUCAGUGGGACGGUGCUCGACGAAGAGCCCCCGCAGAGCUUGGGGGGACUGUUGGCAGACAUGAUGGGCCUGGGAAAGACGCUGAGCAUUCUGUCGCUGGUUCUGUCGUCGCUGGAGGAGGCGAGCCGGUGGGCAGAUCUGAUCCCGGAUCCUGACCUGGUCCGCAACCUGCCGGGCAUCCGCAAUACCAAGACGACGCUGUUGGUGGCGCCCCUCAGCGCGGUCAACAACUGGGUGAACCAGAUCAAGGAGCAUCUCCAGGAUGAUGCGCUCUCGUACUACGUGUUUCAUGGGUCGUCGCGGACUAAUGAUGUGGAUGAGCUGUCCAAGUACGAUCUCGUGAUCACCACCUACAGCAUUGUCCUCAGCGAACUGUCUGGGCGGGGAGCCAAGCGCGGCGUCAGCCCGUUGACCAAGAUGAACAUGUUCCGCAUCGUCCUCGAUGAAGCGCACACGAUCCGCGAACAGAGUGCGGCGCAAACGCAGGCCAUCUUCAAACUCAAUUCCCAGCGGCGAUGGUCCGUGACGGGUACACCCAUCCAGAAUCGCCUCGAAGAUCUGCUCUCGGUCACCAAGUUCCUCGGGCUCUUUCCGUACGACGAUCGCGGACGGUUCGGGAUUCAUAUCCUCAGUCGCUUCAAGACCGGCGAUGCAACCGUGCUGGCCAGCUUGCGGGUGCUGGUGGACUCGUUCACGCUCCGCCGAGUCAAAGACAAGAUCGAUCUGCCCGCGCGGCACGAUAAGAUCAUCACGCUCACCUUCACGGAGAAGGAGCAGCAACUCCACGAAUUCUUCCGGAAGGAGUCCAACGUGAUGAUGCGGGUGAUUGCGGGCGAGGAGCAGUCAAAGAUGAAGGGCCGGAUGUACCAUCACAUCCUAAAGGCGAUGAUGAUCCUCCGGCAGAUCAGCGCGCACGGCAAGGAGCUGCUCGAGCCCGACGACCGCAAGCGCAUCAAGGGCAUGAGCGUGCAUGACGCCAUUGACCUCGAAGAGGGCGCCGGCGCCGCGGCCGGGGCCACGGACAAGAAAGCGUACGAGAUGUUCACCCUGAUGCAGGAGUCGUCGGCUGAUACCUGCGCUGUGUGCGGGAAACGCCUGGAGGAGCCCAGUUCCGACAACGGACCGACAGAUCGACGAACCGCCAUGGCCAUUGUGCUGCCGUGCUUUGACGUGCAAUGUCCGGACUGUUUCGCGGGCUGGAAACACGCCUUUGACCACCCGGGCCCGGCCCACGACAUCAAAUGCCAGGUCUGCGACGGCUGGAUCCCGGCAUCGUACUCGACCAUCACCGUGGGCGGGCUCCAAGACUACGUGGUGGACCAGGCGCAGGCCAAGCAGAGCCGACGGCACGGCAAAACGCUGGGAGAAUACGAAGGGCCACACACGAAGACCAAGGCGCUGGUGGCGCAACUACUAGAAAGCGCGGAGGAGAGCCAGGGACAGGAGCGGCCGAUCAAGAGCGUGGUGUUUUCCGCUUGGACGUCCCAUCUGGACCUGAUCGAGAUUGCCCUGCGCGACAACGGGAUCACUGGGUUCACGCGUCUGGACGGGACAAUGACACUGGCGGCACGACACAAGGCACUGGAAGAGUUCCAUCACAACGACGAGAUCACGGUACUCCUAGCGACGAUCGGAGCAGGUGGAGUGGGCCUGAACCUGACUUCGGCAUCCAAAGUGUACAUCAUGGAGCCGCAGUACAACCCAGCAGCAGUAGCACAAGCCGUGGACCGAGUGCAUCGAAUCGGACAGCAGCGCGAGGUGACGACGGUCCAAUUUCUAAUGAAGGGGAGCAUCGAAGAGAAGAUAUUCGAGUUGGCGAAGAAGAAACAACAAUUGGCGGAUCUGAGCCUGAACCGGGGCAAGUUGGAUAAGAAGGAGGUUCAAGAGCAACGGAUGCGGGAGUACCGGGGAUUAUUUAAGUGA